Messenger RNA from Scaptodrosophila lebanonensis, 3073 nucleotides. RefSeq names its product glycine dehydrogenase (decarboxylating), mitochondrial. Gene Ontology annotation, cellular component: mitochondrion; glycine cleavage complex. The transcript has 6 exons. Bases 24 to 2990 code for a protein of 988 amino acids. NCBI's taxonomy places the organism in Eukaryota, Metazoa, Arthropoda, Insecta, Diptera, Drosophilidae. Gene Ontology annotation, biological process: glycine decarboxylation via glycine cleavage system. The record is from RefSeq and is a predicted model, not a curated record. Gene Ontology annotation, molecular function: glycine binding; glycine dehydrogenase (decarboxylating) activity; pyridoxal phosphate binding.
AACUUAGUAUUUGCGGCAAGAAAAUGCAACGCUUGGCUUUAGCACGUAGUUGCAGCUUUCUGCUUAGGAGCUGUUCAUACCAGCAAGGUCGCUAUCUGGCCACCGUACCCGUGGAGGAUGUGAUCUUUCCCAGCAAGUCGGACUUUCCCAGUCGACAUAUUGGACCCAGAAAAACGGAUGUGGUUGCCAUGCUGGACACAUUGGGGUAUAAGUCCCUGGCAGAGUUGACGGAGAAGGCCGUGCCGCAGAGCAUACAAUUGAAACGUGAAUUAAAUUUGGACAAGCCACUAAAUGAGCAUGAGCUGAUAAGUCGCAUACGCGACAUUGCUCAGAAGAAUCAGCUGUGGCGCUCGUACAUUGGCAUGGGCUACCACAAUUGUCAUGUUCCCCACACGAUUGUGCGUAACAUUUUCGAGAAUCCCGGCUGGACCACUCAGUAUACGCCAUAUCAGCCGGAAAUCGCGCAGGGUCGUCUGGAGUCUUUGCUUAAUUACCAGACACUGGUGUCGGAGCUAACGGGUCUGGAUGUUGCCAACGCCUCGUUGCUGGAUGAGGGUACAGCCGCUGCGGAGGCCAUGUGCCUGGCAACACGGCACAAUAAACGCCGGAAGCUCUACAUGACCAAUAAGGUGCAUCCACAAACAUUGUCGGUGGUGCAGACGCGUGCCGAGGCUUUGGAGUUGGACAUCAUUGUGGGACCCAUACAGGAUGCGGACUUGGCCAGCCGCGAAUUGGCCGCGAUAUUGCUUCAAUAUCCGGACACCUAUGGCGAUGUGAAGGACUUUGAGGACAUUGCCGCGUUGGCGAAAAAAAAUGGCACACUUGUCGUGGUGGCCACAGAUUUGUUGGCUUUGACUUUGCUGCGUCCGCCGGCGGAGUUUGGCGCCGAUAUUGCCAUUGGCACAUCCCAGCGUCUCGGCGUCCCCCUCGGCUAUGGUGGCCCACAUGCCGGCUUCUUUGCUUGCAAGCAAAAGCUGGUGCGACUGAUGCCCGGUCGCAUGAUUGGCGUCACACGUGACAUGGAUGGCAACGACGCCUAUCGUCUGGCGCUGCAGACACGUGAGCAGCACAUCAGACGUGAUAAGGCCACCAGCAAUAUUUGCACGGCCCAGGCGCUCCUGGCCAACAUGUCGGCCAUGUAUGCCAUCUAUCAUGGACCGGAGGGACUAAAGGCCAUUGCCAAUCGCAUUCAUCAUUUUACGCUGACCCUACAGACGGGUCUGCAGGGCGCAGGACAUCAAGUGCUUAACAAGAACUUCUUCGACACCCUACAUGUGCGUCUCAGCGGGGAGCUGUCGCUCGAAGACUUAAAGGAGCGUGCAACGCAUAAGCGCAUUAAUUUGCGAUACUUCCCCGAUGAUAGUGUAGGUGUGGCCUUGGAUGAGACGGUUGGUGUGCAGGAUGUGAACGAUCUAUUGUGGAUAUUCAAGGGACAAUCAGUGGAGCAAUUGCUGGCUAGAAAGGAUGUGCUCAAGAAUUCCAUAGAGAACUCCAAAUUCUUGCGUACCUCACCCUAUCUCCAGCAUCCCAUCUUCAAUAUGUACCACAGCGAGUCCCGCAUGGUACGCUAUAUGAAGAAGUUGGAGAACAAGGACAUUUCGCUGGUCCACUCGAUGAUACCGCUCGGUUCCUGCACCAUGAAGCUCAAUUCUACCACGGAAAUGAUGCCCUGCUCGUUCCGUCACUUCACAGAUAUCCAUCCGUUUGCGCCGGUCGAGCAGGCUAGGGGUUUCCAUCAGAUGUUUGAGGACCUGGAGCGGGAUCUGUGCGAAAUAACGGGCUACGACAACAUCUCCUUCCAACCCAAUUCGGGUGCCCAGGGAGAGUAUGCGGGUCUGCGUGCCAUUCGCAGCUACCACGAACAUCGCCGGGAGGGACAUCGUAACAUCUGCCUGAUACCCAUUUCUGCGCACGGCACAAAUCCGGCUUCAGCCCAGAUGGCCGGCAUGAAGGUCGAGCCCAUACGCAUUUUAUCGGAUGGUUCCAUUGACAUGGCACAUUUGCGCGACAAGGCGGAGGAGCACGCCCGAGAAUUAUCCUGCCUAAUGAUCACCUAUCCCUCGACCAUGGGCGUCUUUGAGGAGACUGUGGCAGACAUUUGCACAUUGAUACACAAACAUGGCGGACAGGUGUACCUCGAUGGCGCCAACAUGAAUGCCCAAGUCGGCCUUUGUCGUCCUGGCGAUUAUGGCAGCGAUGUGUCGCAUCUGAAUCUACACAAGACCUUCUGCAUUCCUCAUGGCGGUGGCGGGCCCGGCAUGGGUCCCAUUGGCGUCAAGGCUCAUCUCGCACCCUAUCUGCCUGGCCAUCCGGUCAUUAGCCCGCUGGAUAGUGAGGAGCAUAGCUUUGGCGUGGUCUCAGCCGCUCCUUUCGGCAGUUCGGCCAUUUUGCCGAUAUCUUGGUCUUACAUCAAGCUCAUGGGCAGUCGUGGCUUGAAACGUGCCACCCAAGUGGCCAUUCUCAAUGCCAACUAUAUGUCCAAGCGAUUGGAGCAGCACUACAAGACGCUGUAUAAGUCGCCCACAUCGGGGCUUGUGGCCCACGAGUUCAUACUCGACAUACGGGACCUGAAGAAAUCGGCCAACAUUGAGGCUGUGGAUGUGGCUAAGCGUCUAAUGGACUAUGGCUUCCACGCUCCGACCAUGUCCUGGCCCGUGGCAGGCACAUUAAUGAUUGAACCGACGGAAUCCGAGGAUAAGGAGGAGCUGGAUCGUUUCUGCGAUGCCAUGAUCUCGAUCAGAGCGGAAAUUGAAGAAAUCGAAGCGGGUCGCAUGGACAAGAGUGUGAAUCCAUUGAAAAUGGCGCCACACACGCAGGCACAAGUGAUAUCAGACAAGUGGGAUCGACCCUAUACCCGCGAACAGGCUGCCUUUCCAGCGCUCUUUGUAAAGCCCGAUGCAAAAAUUUGGCCAACUGUGGGCAGAAUCGAUGAUGCCUAUGGCGAUAAACAUUUGGUAUGCACCUGCCCGCCCAUAUUGCCCGAUAUUUAGGUAUUUACAGCAGAAAUUCUUAAUGUAGUAGAAUAAUGUAGAUGUAAUAAAUAAAGUAGAACUUUACGAACUGGCUAUUAUAA